Messenger RNA from Quercus robur (English oak), 846 nucleotides. RefSeq names its product protein RADIALIS-like 3. Gene Ontology annotation, molecular function: DNA-binding transcription factor activity. The record is from RefSeq and is a predicted model, not a curated record. The transcript has 2 exons. Bases 254 to 511 code for a protein of 85 amino acids. NCBI's taxonomy places the organism in Eukaryota, Viridiplantae, Streptophyta, Magnoliopsida, Fagales, Fagaceae.
UGCUUUUCCUCCUGCUUAUAAGGAGCUCCUUGGUCAUCUCUUUUCCAUACCAUCCCUUGACUUUGAGUCAUCUUCCUUGACUGCAACAACCAUUCUUUUUUGUUCUCCCUUCCCUUUUGUGGGAUUCACUUUUGUCACACUCUUUCAUUCACAUUUAGAUUCCAACCUACUUCCUGAAAUUAUCAUCCUCCAAAGCCUGUCAAAGUACCUAUUGUCAGUUGUUCUCGUAGUGCAUUUAAAUAAAUAUCCACCAAUGGCAUCCAACUCUCUCAGUUCCUCACGUAGCUCUAGCUCCUCUUGGACUACUAAGGAGAACAAAAAAUUUGAAAAGGCCCUGGCUGUGUAUGAUAAGGACACCCCUGACCGCUGGCAGAAGGUUGCCAAAGCUGUAGGAGGAAAAUCUGCUGAGGAGGUGAAGAGGCACUAUGAGAUCCUUAUAGAGGAUGUCCAGCACAUUGAGGAUGGCAGAGUCCCAUUCCCUAAUUACAGGUCAGGUGGUAACAAUGGCUAAGACAUUGUGUAUGAUCAGUAGAGGUCUUGAAGUAACUAAGGUUCCAGAGUUCCAAUGAAGUUCAAGACGAUCUCAGUGGUUAUCAUACUAUCAUAAGCAGACUGUAAACAAUAGCAUAUUGCAAAAAGUAUCGAACUAGAUCAAGUUCUUCUUUUGUUGUGUUCCUUUCCAUAUAUACACGCACGUGUGCGCGUGCGCUUGUCUUGUUUUUUUUUUUUUUUUUUUUUUUGAGAAAGAGUGCGCUAGCUUGUCUUGUUUAAUUGUGUUAGUAGUCUGGUAUUAAGAAUUCUCUGUAUGAAGCAAGUAUUAUUAUUAAGCAUGUGAAUAAGUUUCCA